This is a messenger RNA of Melanotaenia boesemani (Boeseman's rainbowfish), 3065 nucleotides long. It is a transcript of the gene papss1, whose product is annotated as 3'-phosphoadenosine 5'-phosphosulfate synthase 1. The record is from RefSeq and is a predicted model, not a curated record. NCBI's taxonomy places the organism in Eukaryota, Metazoa, Chordata, Actinopteri, Atheriniformes, Melanotaeniidae. Bases 202 to 2076 code for a protein of 624 amino acids. Gene Ontology annotation, molecular function: sulfate adenylyltransferase (ATP) activity; ATP binding; adenylylsulfate kinase activity. The transcript is spliced from 12 exons. Gene Ontology annotation, biological process: 3'-phosphoadenosine 5'-phosphosulfate biosynthetic process; sulfate assimilation.
UCGCCGGUGACGUGGCCGCUGGGGAAGUCGUCCUGUUUGUCGUGCCAGCUUCCUCACCUCCGGAUUUCACGCUACAUACCUUCGCUCAACAUCAACUUAUUUCCACAUUAGGGAACGAAUUGCUCGUUUUUUCCCGUUUUGUUUCUGACGUUGUGUGUUUUAGAGGUAGUCGGUUGAAUUAGCCACCCACUCCUGCCAACCAUGGAGACGCUUGGCAAUUCGCACAAGAAACAGAAGCUAAGGAACACCGCCGAGAGCUGGGGAAUGCAACGUGCAACUAACGUCACCUAUCAAGCUCAUCAUGUAAGCAGAAACAAACGUGGGCAGGUUGUGGGUACAAGAGGAGGAUUCAGAGGAUGCACUGUGUGGUUGACUGGUUUGUCUGGUGCUGGGAAGACCACAGUAAGUAUGGCUCUGGAGGAGUACCUUGUCUGUCAUGGUAUCCCCUGCUACACACUGGAUGGAGACAAUAUCCGCCAGGGUCUGAACAAAAAUCUGGGUUUUAGCCCAGAGGACCGUGAAGAGAACAUUAGACGCAUUGCUGAGGUGGCCCGACUUUUUGCAGAUGCAGGUCUGGUCUGCAUCGCCAGUUUCAUUUCUCCGUACAGUAGGGAUCGGCUUAAUGCCAGAAAGAUCCAUGAGGCAGCAGGUCUACCAUUCUUUGAGGUUUUUGUGGAUGCCCCACUGGAUGUAUGUGAGCAGAGAGAUGUGAAGGGGCUCUACAAGAGAGCCAGAGCGGGCGAGAUAAGAGGUUUCACUGGCAUUGACUCUGAGUAUGAGAAGCCAGAAGCUCCAGAGUUGGUGCUGAAGACAGACUCCUGCAGUGUGAAUGACUGCAUACAACAGCUCAUUGACUUGCUUCAGGAACGGGAUAUAGUUCCUGUUGAUGCCUCAUAUGAAGUGAAAGAGCUGUAUGUUCAGGAGAAUACGCUGGAUUUGGCAAAAGCUGAUGCAGAGACUCUGCCUGCUGUGCAGAUCGGAAAGGUGGACAUGCAGUGGGUGCAGGUGCUGGCUGAAGGCUGGGCCACUCCUCUGAAUGGCUUUAUGCGAGAGAGGGAAUAUUUACAGUGUCUUCAUUUUGACUGUCUCCUGGAUGGUGGUGUGAUCAACCUUUCCGUGCCUGUGGUGCUGCCGGUGUCAACUGCAGAUAAAGAGCGUUUGGAUGGUGUAACAGCGAUGGCCUUGGUCUACGAGGGCAGAAGAGUGGCCAUCCUUCGUAACCCAGAGUUUUAUGAGCACAGAAAAGAAGAGCGCUGUGCUCGGCAGUGGGGCACCACCUGCAAAGACCACCCGUACAUCAAGAUGGUGAUGGAAAGUGGGGACUGGCUGGUUGGUGGAGACCUGCAGGUUCUGGACAGGAUAUAUUGGAAUGAUGGGCUGGACCAGUACAGGCUGACACCCACUGAGCUCAAACAAAAGUUUAAACAGAUGAAUGCAGAUGCAGUGUUCGCCUUCCAGCUCCGUAACCCAGUCCACAAUGGCCAUGCUCUUCUGAUGCAGGACACACACAGGCGCCUCAUUGAGCGAGGCUACCGCCGGCCUGUUCUUCUGCUCCACCCACUGGGAGGAUGGACCAAAGACGAUGACGUGCCACUGCCUUGGAGAAUGAAGCAGCAUGCUGCCGUGCUGGAAGAGGGUGUACUCAACCCAGACUCUACUAUUGUUGCAAUUUUUCCCUCACCCAUGAUGUAUGCAGGGCCAACUGAGGUUCAGUGGCAUUGCAGAGCACGUAUGGUUGCUGGUGCAAAUUUCUAUAUUGUGGGUCGAGACCCUGCAGGCAUGCCUCACCCUGACACAGGAAAAGACCUGUAUGAACCCUCUCAUGGAGCCAAGGUCCUCACCAUGGCUCCAGGCCUCAUCACUCUUGAGAUAGUACCCUUUAAAGUGGCUGCUUACAACAAAGUCAAGAGAGCAAUGGACUUUUAUGAUCCGAAAAACCAUCAAGAUUAUGAUUUCAUCUCAGGCACACGCAUGCGUAAGAUGGCUCGCGAGGGGGAGAACCCUCCUGAUGGAUUCAUGGCACCGAAGGCCUGGGCUGUGUUGAAAGAAUACUACAAGUCACUGGAGAAGGACUAAAGGUGGAGUCUCAGAUUAAACAAAAUGAAAACAAACAAACAAACAUGGGAACACAGUGGGUUAUGUUGAUUUCUGAAAAGAUAAAUGUGGGGACCACUCUUAAAAACCUCACUCUGGCUUCUAUCUGUUAUAUUUAUGCUAAACUGUUGCGCAAGAUACUGGUCUCAGUUUCUUUUAGUCUUGUCACAUUUGUGUUUUAACAGUAUGUGUUUUAUUUAACUGAAUUUCCUCUGAAAUACUGUAGAAAAGGUCAGUGCACUAAAGAGAAUUUUUAGAGAAUGUGUCAUAAAAGUACAUGUUUGUGUUUCUCACCAACUGAACAACUGUAUAUUCUGGUAACUGGUUAUAAAGUGAAGACCAAGAAGGUCUCAUAAUGACCUGGUUUCAGUGCUGUUGAGCAGCACUGAGUAUUCAGAAUGAAUAUUGAGCAUUUGUGAUGUCCAAAUUUUUAAAAGGUUGCUGCACAUGCUGGACGGUUCUUAUUGCACCCUGAGCUCUAGACAAGCUGCUUUUUACAUUAUACAUUCACAAGUGGCUGUGGCCAUUACUCAAAUUUGGUGUGCUCUAGUAUUUUAAGUAAACGUUGAGUGCCUUGGUCCUUAGUUAUUUCACAUGGUGUCUUGUUUGAAUUAGGACACACACAUGCUUUUUGUCCCACCUGUUGCAUUGAUACACUUUAACAGUUCAUGUAGUUAAACAGUGAUCAACACAAUCACAAACUUUUAGGGAAAAAAAGCCGUCAUCAUAGUCUAUUUAUUGUCUCCUAACAUUACCAUGUCUGUCAUUUUAACUGUGAAGUGCAUGUAGGUAUGUAGUGCUCCAAUGUUUUGGUAUUUUGUUAAGUUUUCAACAUUUUCUUUUUCUUUUGCCUUCCUGGAUUUAAUAUUUUCCAUGUGGUAAUUCGUUUUUAGAAGUUGGCCUGUAUAAUCAGAUGGUUGAGGGUUACAAAGAAUCCGAUUUGUAAUCUUCUUGUCCAAUAAACCAUUUUU